CCUGUAGCAACCAUAUAACAGAUGGCGGUAAACGAACCAAAUAGGCGUCAGUUCGUUCUUGUGUUUUAGACGUAAGGACGUAAGAAGUUGUUCGGCUAAACGCGAUAGCUAACGGAGAACUAACGUUCUCCAAAAAGAAAAACCAUUACAUUUUACAUUCCUCUGUAACGUGAAUUUCAAACCGGUAAAGCGCGACGAUGGCACCUAUUGCUGAUCAAAAAUUCAUGUACGAUCUACUUGUUAUUGGCGGUGGAUCAGGAGGUUUAGCAGCAGCUAAAGAAGCAGUGAACUUAGGCGCAAAAGUUGCAGUUCUUGAUUUUGUUACGCCAUCUCCAAGAGGUACCACUUGGGGCUUAGGUGGCACUUGUGUAAAUGUUGGUUGUAUACCAAAGAAGUUAAUGCAUCAAGCUGCUUUGCUAGGAGAAGCAAUCCAUGAAUCAGCAGCUUAUGGUUGGCAGGUACCAGAUCCGAAUACUAUUAAGAAUGACUGGCAAGCAUUAACAACAGCAGUACAAAAUCAUAUAAAAUCUGUAAAUUGGGUUACUCGAGUGGAGCUUAGGACAAAGAAAAUCGAAUACUUCAAUGCACUUGGUUAUUUUAAAGAUCAACAUACGAUAUGUGGGAAGUUGAAAAAUGGAGAAGAAAAAGUAUUCACAGCAAAGAAUAUCUUGAUUGCUGUAGGUGGUAGGCCGAGAUAUCCUGAUAUUCCUGGUGCUUUAGAAUAUGGUAUAAGCAGUGAUGAUAUCUUUAGUCUGGAGAAAGCUCCAGGGAAAACGCUCGUUAUUGGUGCAGGAUAUAUCGGUUUGGAGUGUGCCGGUUUCUUGAAUAGUUUAGGUUAUGAUGCAACUGUAAUGGUACGUUCGAUUGUAUUACGAGGAUUUGAUCAGCAAAUGGCCAAUACCGUUGCUCAAGAAAUGGAGAGACGUGGUGUACAUUUUAUUUAUCAAGCUAAGCCAUCGAAAAUUGAAAAGCAAGCCGAUGGUCGACUUCUUGUACAUUGGGUAGAUAAAGAAAGACAAACGCAUCAAGAUAUUUUCGAUACUGUUCUCUUCGCUAUUGGUCGCAAACCGCUUACAGAAGAAUUAAAACCAGAAAAUAUUGGCCUUCAACUUGUUCCUGAAACUGCAAAAAUAGAUGCAAUUGAUGAACAAACGAAUAUUCCAAAUGUGUAUGCUGUUGGUGAUGUGCUUCAUAAAAAACCAGAACUAACCCCUGUUGCCAUACAUGCGGGUCGAUUAUUAGCGAGAAGAUUGUUCGGAAACUCGACGGAACAAAUGGACUACAUAAACGUUGCGACAACAGUAUUUAGUCCUCUAGAAUAUGGUUGUGUUGGUCUCAGCGAAGAAGCUGCGAUUGCUAUUCAUGGAGAAGACAAAAUAGAAAUUUAUCAUGCGUAUUAUAAACCAACGGAAUUCUUCAUCCCACAAAAAGAUGUUUCUAAUUGCUAUAUAAAAGUAGUUGCAUUUAGAAACGGCGAUCAAAGAGUGCUUGGUAUGCAUUUCAUUGGUCCUAAUGCUGGUGAAGUGAUUCAAGGUUUUGCCGCUGCUAUUAAAUGUAACUUAACAUUCCCAAAACUAAAGGAUACAGUUGGAAUUCAUCCAACAGUAGCAGAAGAGUUUACACGUAUAUCCGUAACUAAACGUUCUGGACUCGAUCCUAAGCCACAAAGCUGCUGCAGUUAAAAUAUACGUAAUAUUAGUUUUGUUACGUUGCUAAUAUUUGUGGAAGUAUGAUUUCGAAGUAUGGUAAACGAUAAACGUUUUUUUAUGGUUAUUGCAUUGAUUAUUGGCUCUGGAAUUAAUUUUCUGAGCGGAAUCAGGAUAUAUUUUUUACCAACACAAGUAGGAAAGAAUUCUUAAAAUAUUACAUUUAUAACGUGAAAUUAUAAACCAUUGUACCAUAUGAAAAAUUUGCUUCUUUUGAAGCACUAGGAAUUAAUGCAACCUGUUAAAUCAAGGAAAUAACUUAUAUUGUUAUACUUAUAGUAAUUUUUAUAAAUAUAAUAUUUUCAGAUAUUAGUAUAUUCCUCUGUAUACAUAUUCGACUUAAAGUCGAUGAAAUAAAAAUAAUGAAAAUA
Messenger RNA from Frieseomelitta varia, 2077 nucleotides. It is a transcript of the gene Trxr1, whose product is annotated as thioredoxin reductase 1, mitochondrial-like. The record is from RefSeq and is a predicted model, not a curated record. Lineage: Eukaryota; Metazoa; Arthropoda; Insecta; Hymenoptera; Apidae. Bases 198 to 1682 code for a protein of 494 amino acids. The transcript has 8 exons. Gene Ontology annotation, molecular function: thioredoxin-disulfide reductase (NADPH) activity; flavin adenine dinucleotide binding; glutathione-disulfide reductase (NADPH) activity. Gene Ontology annotation, cellular component: cytosol; mitochondrion. Gene Ontology annotation, biological process: cellular response to oxidative stress; cell redox homeostasis; glutathione metabolic process.